Ectocarpus sp. CCAP 1310/34 is the source of this 585-nucleotide messenger RNA. Lineage: Eukaryota; Phaeophyceae; Ectocarpales; Ectocarpaceae. The record is from the annotation of a GenBank genome assembly.
AUGACGAUAGCUCGGUACUACGGGAUAUUCUGGGAUUGGGACGGGACCAAGACUUACUCCAAGGCGGAGCUGGAGGAGCGGAAGGGGCUGACGCUGUACGACAACUUCGACGAGUUUUCUGCCGAGACUCUCGCGGCCAUCGACAACGAGCUGCAACAGAUCAAGCUCGCUCUCCUCCAGCGGUUCCCCCAGUUAGACCUGUCCUCGGUUUUCCCGAUUGGUCAGCGAGUGAAGCUGCACUACGGCGAGGACGUAUCGGACACGAGCUCCCUCAAGCAGACCUUCUGCUCCAACAUCGGUUACAAGGGCUGCCCCACGCCUCUGAAAGAGUUUUCACCCGGCCGGUUCGGGCCCAACGUGGACACUCGCUUGUUCUGGGAAGACAUUCCCUUCGGCCUCUGCAUCCUCAAGAAUCUUGCCGAGAUGCUCGGUAACUUCCCGACCCCGACGAUGGACUUCCUCAUCCGGUGGCACCAGAAGCCGAUGGGCCUCCAGUUCCUCACGCCGGAGGGGCAGCUCAACCCCCAGCUGCUGGAGCGCACGGGCGCCCCGUACAAGUACGGCAUCCACUGCCUCGAGACGUAG